Molecule: messenger RNA, 1119 nt
Organism: Asterias rubens (European starfish)
Lineage: Eukaryota; Metazoa; Echinodermata; Asteroidea; Forcipulatida; Asteriidae
Product: sulfotransferase 4A1-like
Exons: 6
Coding region: 10-864 (284 amino acids)
Biological process (GO): sulfation
Cellular component (GO): cytoplasm
Molecular function (GO): sulfotransferase activity
Source: RefSeq, a predicted model, not a curated record
AGAUUCAAGAUGGCGCAGAUCUCUUCACCCGAAUCGCCGACCAAAUUAGCCAUUGACGAUGAGUACGAUAUCAUGCAAUAUUAUGUGGUCGACGGGGUUAGAUUACCACCAUUUUGCAGAGGAAAGAUGCAGGAUGUGGCAAGCUUCCCUGUGAGAAAAGAUGACGUGUGGAUUGUGAGUUAUCCACGAGCAGGGGUGUGGCUACAAGAUCUGAUUUACCUCCUUCUUGAGGGAGGUGACCUCCGUAAGACUGAUAUUCGUCUUGAGACGGUAGAGGAUGCUAUCCCUUUCUUGGAGGCGCCAAGUCCAGGGCUGGAGACCCUCAAGAGCCUGCCCUCGCCUCGCUACAUCAAGUCACAUCUGCCAUAUGGGUUGCUGCCAGAUGGUGUCAAGAACAAGGAAUGCAAGGUCAUCUACAUAGCCAGGAAUCCAAAGGAUGUCAUGUGUUCCUUCUAUGAUUUCCACCGGACCGUUCGUAUGGUGCACUACAAGGGAACUUUCCAUCAAUUCUUUUAUCGCUUCAUCAAUAGCAAAUUGGGAUAUGGUUCCUACUUCAAGCAUGUCCUAGAGUGGUGGGACCAUAGGAAAGAGGACAACUUUCUCUUCCUUAAAUAUGAAGACGUUCGUUCGAGUACAAGCUCAAGCGUACAGCAGUUGGCAAACUUCCUGGAGCGACCAUUAACACCUGAGGCUCUUAAAGACAUCUGCACACACUUUGAAGAAGAAAUGAUGUACAAUCGCAAAGAGGAUCGCGUUGGGUAUUGGAAGUACUAUUUCACUGUCCACAUGAAUGAGAAAUUCGACAAGCUAUUACCGGACAAGUUGCCCACAAGUAGUGGGCUGGACUUCCAGUUUACGCUGUAAUCUGAUUGGCUGAGAUCAGAAAUCAACAGGUGCUUUGAAUUGAUUUUCAUGUUUUUAUGUUAUUUGCGUACUCAAACUUUUGAAUGAGGUGUAAAAGGCACUGGACUCAUUUGGUAGUUACUCAAAAUAUAUACUGGCAUUAAUACCUAAUUCGUAAAGAGCAACGGAGCGCUGUUGUCAUAUAAAACAUUGUGUGAAAUGACUCCCUCUGAAGUAACAUAGUUUUUGAGAAAAAGGUAAUUUCUUGAGAAAAAG